This is a messenger RNA of Closterium sp. NIES-67, 2539 nucleotides long. The record is from the annotation of a GenBank genome assembly. Lineage: Eukaryota; Viridiplantae; Streptophyta; Zygnematophyceae; Desmidiales; Closteriaceae.
CGUCAUGCUCCUCCUCUUAUCCCACAGUUUGCUUGGAGCUAGACCGACGCGACGACAUUCCUAUCAAGUCAUCGUCAAAUCUCCCCGGCUACCAGUCGCAACCAUCGCGAUCUUGCCUGAAGGCUUACUCGGUCGUACCAGCACUCCGUGUAGAUUCCGUCGCACUGCAUAAUUGGACGCAUUGUUUCUGGUUGAAUCAACUUUGACUGAAGCAGCUGAACUCUGCCAGUUGUUCGCGAUCUCCCUCCGUAAUUUCGCUCGCCGAGCAUCAGCCGUUGUUUGAGUCGUCUCGAAAGGCAAUUGCUCGACGAGCCGUGCUUUGAGCCGUGCCUCAAUACAGCCGCCGCCAUGUCUAGUAUCGAGAUUGAAUGGCGCUACUUGGCCAGAGACGCACCUGUGGCCGCUCGCUACAAUCACGCUCUCGCUGUUGUGGAGCAAGACCAAGGGGACCCCAAGGUGUACGCGGUGGGCGGGCAGAGCAAGUCGGCGCUGCCGCCGGACGCCUUCGUGGAGAUCUUUCUUCGCCAGGGCGACGGAUGGACUGUCGGAUCGUCGCCGCCUAUCGCCACGGCGGGCAAGACGCGCGUCGGACACGCCAUGGCAGUGAUCGACGAAACAAUCUUCCUUGUGGGAGGCGAGAAGGACGGGGUCCCUCAGAACGACAUCCUGGAGUUCCACACAGCAUCUGACACGUGGAAGACGUUUGAGGUGGCUGGCUCAGCGCCUCCCCCCUUGGCCUUCCACUCUGCCACGGCAGUCAACAAGCGCAUUUAUGUUAUUGGAGGCAAGGGGGAGGGCUCAGCAACCACUGAUGUCUAUGUAUACGACCCAAAGUCUCGUGCUUGGUCCAAGCCGGAGGUGAGGGGCACUCCCCCCCCCGCGCGGUACGCGCAUGCAGCAGCGCUGGUGGAGCCUCUGCGCAUCGCCAUCUUUGGAGGCAAGCUCUCUGCACCAGAAGCAGGAGACACGGCCAAGGGAACAGGCAGCUGCAAAGCGUGCGCGGACCUCUGGCUGCUUCAAGUGGACGACUCCAAGCCUGACGCCAUCACCGUGUCGUGGGGCCAGGCGUCCUCGCAGCCCCCUGCGAUGCCCGUGGUGAUCUGCGGCCCGUCCGGGGUGGGCAAGGGGACCCUGAUCACGCGCCUUAUGGAGGAGUUUCCCGGGCGGUGCGGGUUCUCUGUGAGCCAUACCACGCGCAAGCCGCGGCCGGGCGAGGAGGACGGCGUGCAUUAUAAUUUUACAGCAAGGGAGGAGAUGGAGAAGGAGAUUGCGGAGGGGAAGUUUCUUGAGAAGGCGGACGUGCAUGGGAAUUUGUAUGGGACGAGCGUGGCUGCUGUGAAGAAGGUCACAGACUCCGGCAAGAUGUGCAUACUUGACAUUGACGUGCAGGGCGCGCGGCAGGUGAAGGCGUCUCCGGCGCUGGAUGCAGUGUUCAUAUUCGUGGCACCGCCCUCGUUUGAAGAGCUGGAGAGGCGACUCCGGGGCAGGGGCACGGAGACGGAGGAGCAGGUGGAGAAGCGGCUGGGCAAUGCGCGCAAGGAGAUGGACGCGGGCAAGGACGCCACGCUCUUCAACCACACCAUCAUCAACGACAACCUUGAUGCCGCCUACUCCAAGCUCAAGGCCUUGCUGGGGCUGGGUGCUGCAGCAGAGACCGUUUCAGGUGCCCCCUGGCCUGCUCCGCGCUCGCAUGCAGCAGCAGCAGCCGUGGCCUCACGCAUCGUUCUGCAUGGAGGGCUCUCGUCUCGAGGGGCCCCUCUUUCAGAUCUUCACAUCCUGGACCUGACAAGCCUGUCUGGGGAGCCCCCAGCAGCAGCCACGGGGGUGCGAUGUGUGCCCACACACUCCAUCCCCACACCCGCCUCCCCUUCCCUCCUCACUAACAUCCUCACCACGCUCGGUCUCUCCGAGCCUCCCGCCACGGCUGAGAGAAUCUCUGCCAGGUUCGGGCACCGAGCCGUGGUGGUAGGCCCGGGAGAAGUGCUGUUUGUUGGUGGAGCUGCUUCAGAGGAAGGCUCGGCAACGGCAGGGCUGGCCGAGUCUGCUCUGCUGGCUCUGAAAGGGCUGGCUGCUGUGCACUGAGGGCAAGCUGUAUGCACGCAUGGAUGCAUGGAUGCAUGCAUGCAUGCAUGCAAUGCAAUGCAAUGCUAUGCAAUGCAAUGCUGGGCAUCUCUGCAUUUCUCUUGGAUGAACCCCAGUAGGCCGUCUCAUUUUUCCGCUGAGUUUUUUCACGGGAAAGUGCCGGGGGCAGAACAGUGGUGUUGAGUUUAGCUGUGGCUGAGCGCAGCUUGGUUUGCAUGCGGUCAAAGGUUGCUGGCACGCUGCUUGUAGAGAGCGGAAUUGUUGGCCGAGUCUGCUAGUGAAGCAUGAUACCGGUAGGUAUUGCUUGGGAAAUAUUUCAGACAGGAGGCGGAUGUUGUUUGAAAAGGACCCGGAGAGAUUGCAAUCGGCCCACUGUAGAGCCUGAGCCUGAGCAUUUCCUAACAACUGAUUCUGUGAUGCCUGCAUACUGGUAUGAAUCUGUCUACCUUCUCAAAUG